Molecule: messenger RNA, 327 nt
Organism: Hydatigera taeniaeformis
Lineage: Eukaryota; Metazoa; Platyhelminthes; Cestoda; Cyclophyllidea; Taeniidae
Source: the annotation of a GenBank genome assembly
AUGAUACUGUCUCCUCAAGUCUUCCUGAUCCUCUUGUUGGCGGUUAGUAAAACUAGUGGUUCCCGAUCCGAACAGACGACGAAUGAACUGAAGUCGAAGAAGGGCGUAUCUGACUCGGAGGUGGUGGUGGCAGCAGCGGUGCCUACGGAAGAAAAGGGACAACUGCCUAGUUUCGUACGCGAAGACGCUGCAAUGAAGAUCAUCGACAAUAACGACGACGACGACGACGACGAUGAUGUAGACGUUGGCUUAGGGGGUGUGGGUGUGGAGGGAGUUGAAGAGGACGGACGUACUUUAUUGCAAAGCAAUUUUCUUCCUGACAGGUAA